This is a messenger RNA of Lodderomyces pseudojiufengensis, 1269 nucleotides long. RefSeq names its product U4/U6-U5 snRNP complex subunit. The record is from RefSeq and is a predicted model, not a curated record. The transcript has a single exon. Gene Ontology annotation, biological process: mRNA splicing, via spliceosome; spliceosomal tri-snRNP complex assembly. The coding region runs from base 1 to 1269 and encodes 422 amino acids. NCBI's taxonomy places the organism in Eukaryota, Fungi, Ascomycota, Pichiomycetes, Serinales, Debaryomycetaceae. Gene Ontology annotation, cellular component: precatalytic spliceosome; U4/U6 x U5 tri-snRNP complex; U4 snRNP.
AUGAUUGAUUACGAAAAGGAGCUACUAGCUGACUUGCUAAGUUCAGAUGAAGAAGAACAACCUGUUGAAUCAACCGAGAACCCACCCGAAGAUGUUAUUGAUCAAUCCCUUCCGUUAUCUCAAAAAUUAUCAAAUUUAAUUACAUCAUUAAACAAUCCAUUUCAAACUAUUUUACAACAUCCAAAUAUAGAAUCAAUAACAGAUUAUUCACGACUAUCUAAGAUAUAUCCAUUGAUACUGGAGCUAAAUUUAAAAUUUGAACAACAAUCAAAUGAUGAAGAAAUAGAUUAUUUAGAAUUAAUUGCUCAAAUUAAUAAUGAUCAAUCAUUUGAAUCUGAAGAAUAUAAAUUUAUUUUAUUAAUUAAUGAAUUAUCAACAUUAAUAAAUAAUGAAAUAUUAGCUUUUACCAUACUAUUAAAAAUGCAAUAUAAGUUGGUAUUUCCUGAAUUAGAACAUAUUUUAUUGAAUAAUAUUGAUUAUGUUCGUACGAUAAUGUUAAUUAAACAAGAUUUAGUAAAUAUAAAGCAAUAUGAUAAAGAUUUACAACUUAUAAUGACAAAAGAUAAAGUCUUGAUAUUAGUAAUGGCAGCAUUACAACAAUCUAAAAAUCAAUUUACCUUAUCAGAAUCAGAUUUUUCAAAAAUUAUGUCAUUAUGUUUAUUAAUUCUAGAUUUAAAUGAUCUACUAACGAAGUUAUCAAAUUUCAUAUCAUCAAAAUUAUCAAAAUUUGCUCCAAAUGUUUCUUCAAUUAUUGGUCCUAUAACAACUUCUCAAUUACUAAUAGCUACAGGUUCAUUAGAAAAUUUAGCUUUAACUCCAUCAUGUAAUUUGCCAUCUCUUGGAGUAAAAGAUUUAUCAUCAUCAAAUAAAUCAAUAUCAAGAAAUAUACGUCAAACUGGAUAUUUAUAUCAUAAUGAUCUAAUAAAAUAUUUACCACCCGAGAUACAAAAAUCAGUCAUGAGAAUAAUAAGUGGUAAAAUUAUAUUAGCUUCAAGAAUUGAUUAUUCAAAUUCAAACCCCAAUGGUGAUAUGGGUGUAAAAUUUAAAAAAGAAAUUGAAACGAAGAUUGAUAAAUUAUUAGCUCCUCCUGAACAUGUUCCUGAUAAAGCUUUAGCCAAACCAAUUGAAAUAAAAUCUAAAAAAAGAGGUGGUAGAAAAGUUCGUAAAUUUAAACAAAAAUUUGCAAUGACUGAUUUAGCUAAGGCUCAGAAUAAAAUUGAAUUUGGUUUGAAAGAUGAUAAAUUUUAUGAUGGUAGGGAGUUUCUAUAG